Molecule: messenger RNA, 1556 nt
Organism: Ruditapes philippinarum (Manila clam)
Lineage: Eukaryota; Metazoa; Mollusca; Bivalvia; Venerida; Veneridae
Product: fructose-bisphosphate aldolase-like
Exons: 9
Coding region: 182-1276 (364 amino acids)
Biological process (GO): fructose 1,6-bisphosphate metabolic process; glycolytic process
Cellular component (GO): cytosol
Molecular function (GO): fructose-bisphosphate aldolase activity
Source: RefSeq, a predicted model, not a curated record
UUACCCUUUUUUUCAAAAGUUACUUCCCCUGUUUGCAAACAGGAAGCCGACAGGAGUAACCAACCUUGGCAUUGACAGCGUCCUUGACCUUAGUGAUUUUUGACAGUCUGAUCUUGGAAGUGAUUUCUUCACCAUUAAGCGUGCUUUCUCGGUUGGCCAAGCAUUAAAGACAAAUUUUAAAAUGUCUGCCAAAUUCCCUCAGUACUUGACACCAGAGCAGGAGGAUGAACUUCGCCAGAUAGCCAAUGCAAUUGUAGCCCCUGGCAAGGGAAUUCUAGCUGCUGAUGAGUCAACAGGUUCCAUGGGAAAACGUCUUGGUCCAAUCAAUGUGGAGAACACAGAGGAGAACAGGAGACGAUACCGUGAAGUGUUGUUUACCAGUGAUGCCGUUGUUGCCGAAAACAUCAGUGGUGUCAUCAUGUUCCAUGAAACAUUCUACCAGAAAACCAAAGACGGUAAACCAUUUGUUAAGCUUCUCCAAGAAAGAGGAAUCAUUCCAGGCAUCAAGGUUGACAAGGGAGUUGUCCCCCUUCUUGGCACAGAUGAUGAAUGCACAACACAAGGUUUGGACGGUUUGUCUGAAAGAUGUGCCCAGUACAAGAAAGACGGUGCACAGUUUGCUAAAUGGAGAUGUGUAUUGAAGAUUGGACAGUACAACCCCACAUACCAGGCCAUGUUGGAAAAUGCCAAUGUCCUUGCUAGAUAUGCUAUGAUCUGUCAACAGAAUGGUUUAGUACCAAUUGUUGAACCUGAGGUAUUACCUGAUGGAACACAUGACCUGAGAACUGCAAGAAAAGUCACUGAGCAGGUGCUCGCUUUCCAAUACAAAGCUCUUGCUGAUCAUCAUAUUUUCCUGGAAGGAACUCUUCUUAAACCCAACAUGGUGACCCCAGGACAGAGCUGCCCAAACAAGGCAACAGCAGCUGAAAUUGCUAAAGCCACAGUUACAGCAUUGAGCCGCGCUGUGCCACCAGCAGUUCCAGGAAUCACAUUCUUGUCUGGAGGUCAGUCAGAAGAGGAUGCAUCCAUCAAUCUGAGCGCCAUCAAUGCUUACUCCGGACGCAAACCAUGGGCAUUAACCUUCUCUUAUGGUAGAGCUUUGCAGGCUAGUGUUUUGAAAGCUUGGCAAGGAAAAGAUGAGAAUGUCAAAGCCGCACAAGCAGAAUUGUUAAAGAGAGCAAAGGCAAACGGUCUUGCUUCACUCGGACAGUACAAGGGGGAUAUUGCCAGUGCAGCAGCCGACCAAUCGUUAUUUGUAGCUAAGCACGCUUACUAGAGACAUUGAACAAAUAAAUGUUAAAGAUAAUAUCAACACUUUGUUAAAGACUUAAAUUAUGAAGUCAGUUAAGAAAUAGUGAAGAAUUUUGACAUUUUUAAUUGUUGUUUUUUUUUAAAAUGCUUUGUUAUGAAUUUCCGCUUUUUUCCAGUAUAUACAUGUACAGUACUGUAACAUUGGUCUAGAAUUACUUUCACCUGUUUAUUAUUGUUAGAUCAACUCUUUAAAAAAACAGUAUUUUAUUAUUUUUAUCUGUGUCUGUGUUUUAUAUUUAUUUUUU